Triticum aestivum (bread wheat) is the source of this 3035-nucleotide messenger RNA. RefSeq lists its product as uncharacterized. The transcript has a single exon. NCBI's taxonomy places the organism in Eukaryota, Viridiplantae, Streptophyta, Magnoliopsida, Poales, Poaceae. Bases 26 to 2860 code for a protein of 944 amino acids. The record is from RefSeq and is a predicted model, not a curated record. Gene Ontology annotation, molecular function: protein binding.
GACGCCUGGGAAGUAGUGGAUCGAGAUGAAGAGGCGCAAGGGCAACGACCCGGCGGAGAUGCCGCCCGACGGGGUCGUGCUGCCCGACGAGCUCAUCGCUGAGGUCUUGCUGCGCCUGCCGGCCAGGUCCGUCCUCCGGUUCCGCGCCGUCUGCCGCGCCUGGUCCGCGCUUCUCCGGUCUCCCGGUUUCAAGGACGCCUACGCCGCCGCGGCAGCCGCCCGCAGGAACAGCAAGUUCGUCUUCUUCGCGCCGGCGGGCGUCUACGGCUGCUCGCUGCAGGGCAGCGACGCGCUCUUCACCGUCGACGGCCGCCGGCUGCACCCCGACUUCCUAUGCGUGUCGACGAUGCCAUGCCGCGGCCUCCUCCUCUUCUCGGACGCUCGUCGUUACGGGGCUUACUGGGUGUGCAACCCAAGCACCGGGGAGUGCAGGCGCCUGCCGCUGACGACGUGUCGUCGCCCCAACUACUCGAGCGCUGGCCUGGUCUUUGACAACCAGACCAAGGAGUGCAAAGUUGUUCAUCUAUUUCACCAUGGACAUGUCAACAUCUCGUGCGAGGUUUACACCUUGUCUGGCCCAAAUCGCCGGUGGAGGCCGGCCGCCGGCGGGGGCCACAACAUGCCGCUGCCUCUCCAGAGGCCGGCGAUGAAGUGCAUGCAGAUUCAUGACACCGUGACCAAGAUGCCUCCCGUGUUUGCCGGUGGAUAUCUGCACUGGUUGCUCUACCCCAACCGCCAAAGCCUUGUCCCGGGGCCUUCUAGGGCUGCGGUCCUUCACUUCUCGGUCUCCCACGAAACGUUCGACAUAGCAAAUGCACCUGUACUAAGCGAGCAUGUCGCAGCAGAGUGCAGGGAGCUGGAGGAGCAUUUACCGCCGGUCCCAAUUCACCUCGCGGAGCUUCAAGGCUCCCUCUGCAUGGUCCAUGACAGCCGACACGCCGGAAGCUGCCUGGAUAUCUGGGUGAUGAGGGAUCACGAAACCAUGGAGUGGUCGCUAUACUGUCAAAUACCACUCUUGUCACUGUCACGUGAUGUACCUAGCCCUCGGUUCAUCACCAUCCUAGGCUUGUGCCCUGGGAAAGGGGAGAGGAGGAUAAUGCUGGCUACCUCCCGGCACACGGUUCAUUCUUUCUGCCUCGAAACAGGGGAUGCCAAGACAAUGCUCUCUGUUGCUGAGACGGCCAUUGGUUGCCGGAACGAAGCUGUCGCUGCUCUUCAGCUGGCUCUCUAUGAGGACAGCCUAGUCCGCAUAGGGGACGAGGACGAGGAGAAGGAGGAGCAAGUGUUGUCCACAGCUUUGACCAUGGCCCUAGUGCGGCUUCCAGUCAGAUCAAUCGUUCAAUCCAUGCUGGUCUGCAGGCAGUGGUGCACAGUGAUUGAGAGCGAGAGCUUUGUUCAAUCGCACAUGUCCAUGAGCAUGAGCAGGCCGAGGAGGGUAUGUAUGGUCACGGAUGGUCGUUCCCGAUGCGACUUGUUUGGUUUCACGCCUAUGGAGAGCUGGCUUCAGCAGCAGCAUGAUAGUUCAAACACUCCUCUCAGGGACAAGAUCAUCUGCUCCAAGCCUUGCCAUGGGCUCAACUUGAUAAGCACGGGCAGUGGCGAUGACUACAUGUGCAAUCCUUGCACUGGCUCCAUGGUGUGCCUAGGACACCGUGGCAGCCUAGUGUGCCAUCGACAAGGCAGCAGCAAAACUAAAACUAAUAGCUGUGCCAACAACGGCUUCACCGAUGGCAGGAACGUCGGGCUAGGGUUUGAUGAGUCAAGAGGAGAGCAUGUUGCAGUCGAAAUUGGGCACCACUACUUGAACAACGGCUCCUUGGCAUGCAUGGUCAAAACUGGGAGCAGAGAUGUCUGGGCUUUUGUUGGGGAACCACCGGUGGCAGUGUCUGCUAUGCCUCCUGCACAUAUCAGCGGGACAUUAUACUGGCUGAGUAAGCAGACUAUUCGGCCAUGUGACGAACGUGUUGUUGUGGCGUUCGACAUCUCCGCCAGAGCAUUCACCACCCUCCCAUGCCACCCAUGUCAAAGAUGCGAGCACGACGCUUUCCUUGUGGAGCUGAACGGAAUGCUUUCACUUGUGGUUGCAGAUAAAGAGGCAGACGAGCUUGAUGUAUGGGUGAUGAUGCACAAGCAGCACGGCACGUGGGGGAAGGCUCUGAAGAUAUGUCUACGGAAUCAGCAGCCUACUAAUUAUUAUUCACUCAAAACAGGCCGGGUGGUAGUGCCGCUGCAAAUCGACAACGAACAAGGCAAGAUCCUGCUCAGGACGGGACGUGCACUAGGUUAUUACCAUCUCAAGAACGAAACGAUCGAGACGGUCUACUCUGGAGACGAGCUGCUGUUCCCCAUGCUGUACGAGGAGAGCUUGGUCUGCGUCCCGGACGACGAGCUGCUCGACGACCACCACGCCGCAGCACCCACCACCGUUGGACACCAAGGAUCAACCAGCAGCAGGUCCAUAUUCCAGGGGUGUGAGAAGAGCAGAUGCCAGGGCAUCGCCGCUGUCUACAGAAGGUGCUGCAGGAGGGUGUUAUGCGUGGUGUGCGCGGGUGCAUGCCGCGAGCACUCCCGGGAUCAGCCUGUCGUCCUCCCUACCAGGUGGCUCCAGGACGUGCUCGCAGAACUGGCUGAUCUAGGACUGCCUCUCCAUCACCCCUUUGUGCCAGCCGCUGACUACUGCUACUACUAUUCGACCAAGAGCGCUGACGGCGAGACGGCGUGCCAUGUCUUUGUGUCCGUCAAGGAUUACGCGAGAAAGAGGCAGCCGUGCCAUCUGGUGGAGUGUGGCUACAGGAUGGAAGGGCAGGUCAUCAGGGAGACUUGGGUUCGCAGAUAUCGCGCCGAUGACGCUAGUCGCUAGAGCUUUUGUUUUUUCCUCUAGCUCCAGCUAUACAAAGUGCUUCUGUAACCAUAUGUUGUAUGAAUAUAACAGAAACCAAAAUUCGAUUGUGUGCAAUUCUUGGGGCUUCAAACGAAAAUUGUAACUGCAUAUUUAUAACUGACAUUUUUAUUUUACUAGAAUUGCUGUACAUGUA